This is a messenger RNA of Closterium sp. Naga37s-1, 237 nucleotides long. NCBI's taxonomy places the organism in Eukaryota, Viridiplantae, Streptophyta, Zygnematophyceae, Desmidiales, Closteriaceae. The record is from the annotation of a GenBank genome assembly.
AUGCAGGGCUUCUUCCUAAAGCUGUUGGACAUAGGCACUGACGUGUGUGGAGUGGAGGGGCCAGCAGUGGGUGGGCGGGCAUCUGAAGCAGCACGUGUGUGGCAAGCUGGAUCAAGCUGGAUCCCACAGCACACUUUCUGCCACUUCAAAGCAGCACGCGCUAGUGUUGAGAAGGUGCCAUCAGGUGGUUCACGCAGUGUGCGCUGCUGUAGCAGCUGGGCCUUACAUGUGCUCUGA